AUCAUUAGUUCUUCGAUCAGAGCGCCAAAUCAAAAAACCAGAUAAAUUCACAAUUCCUCUGCUUCACAAUUCAAUUGCUUCCCAAUUCACCUACUUCGCAUUGUAUCUUAAUCGGAGAAGAUGACGGACGAAGAGGACACUCGAUCGGAUGAAAUUGCUGAUGAAGAUAAGCGACCUGUGACAAAGCAAAUGGCGAAGCGACCGAAGGAGUUGUCUCAUAAGGAUGGCUGGGGUGUUUCUCAUUUGCCGUCAUCAGAGGGUUAUAUGCCUGAGUUUGAUGAAAUCCGAUCUGCCCCGACCCGGGUUGCUGGUGAUGUGGAGGUAUGUGAUGAGAAGGAGAAUAGUGAAUCCCCCAGGGCGAUGCUGGCAUCUGAGAUGAUACACUGGAUUCUCAAAGAGAUCAAAGCCUCAUCAUGUUCCGAAGGUGAAAGGCUAAAGGAAGCCACUAACAUCAACACGUCUCUCUCAACAUUGGGGCUUGUGAUUAUGAACCUUGUUAACAUGUCCAAUGGGAAGUCACUCCAUGUUCGUUACCGAGAUUCAAAGCUGACAUUUUUGUUACAGGACUCGCUGGGAGGGAAUGCAAAAACAAUCAUAAUUGCCAACGUCAGUCCUUCCAGCAGGUAAUAAUUACAUAUCGUUGAUGCCUUCUACCAAAUCACAUUUGUCUUUGUAUCCUGAGUUACAUUUUGGAUCAAAGGCUCCCCUGUUUUGGAGACUAAACAGUUCAUUUUAACCAAAUGUUGAAAUGAAGAAACAAAUACUUAUGACUUGACUUCUGCAGCUGCUAUCUAGAAACUCGAAGCACAUUGAAAUUUGCUCAGCGUGCCAAAUUCAUAAAGAAUCAUGUAAGUG
Molecule: messenger RNA, 855 nt
Organism: Cuscuta campestris
Lineage: Eukaryota; Viridiplantae; Streptophyta; Magnoliopsida; Solanales; Convolvulaceae
Source: the annotation of a GenBank genome assembly